GUGAGCUUCGAAAGAGGCCCCUGAACACAGAAAGGGGAUGGCAUCUAAAGACUUCCCUCCACCCACCUCCUAUGCACCUCCUGAAGUGCCCACAGGAUUAGCCUUUUUUCUAACAAUCCCGUAUGCUUUCUUCCUUCCAGAACUGGUAUUUGGGUGCUGGGUCUGGAUUCUGGUAGCUGCCACCGAAGUGUAUUUUGAAUUGUUGCAAGGAUGGGUUAUGUAUGUGUCUAUCACUUCAUUCCUCAUAUCCCUGAUGUUCCUGUUGUCUUACUUACUUGGAUUUUAUAAAAAAUAUGAAUCCUGGAGAGUUGUGGAUAGCCUUUAUCAUGGAAUUACAGGAAUUUUGUACAUGAGCGCAGCUGUUUUACAAGCAAAUGCAACAAUUCGGACGGAGAAAGAAGGGGUUGGGAAAACUUACUACGAAUUGAAUACUGCUGCCACGUUCUUUGCUUUUAUUACCACUCUGAUGUACAUCCUCCACGCCUUCAGCAUCUACUACCACUGAAGGAGAGCAUGAAGACAGCGGGACAGAGAAGAUGCUUCAUGUCCCAUCAGGACAAACAUCCAGAAGCUGGACUGAGAAACAGUUGGCCCAUGUUUUCAGACUGUAUAAAACAGAAGUACUUUUGGUAACUUGGUUUUAAAAUUUUAAUUUGUCUAGGGUUUUUUGUAUAUCAGAUGCAAUUGUAUUGUAUAUUAAAAACAUAUUAUUUUAGUUUGCCUGGAAAAUAACUGACUCUAGGAAUUAUUCACCAAUGAAUGAAGCAAGUGAGGUACAUUUGUAUUCCUUCACGUAAACAGAUAUCACUCCCUGAUCAACGGACCAGCAACAGGAUUAUUUAUACUUAAAUAGUGUUAAUGAUCGAUUCAUUAUUGAUUAUCAAUUGUCAAUCAAUAUGGGGCAGCUAGGUGG
Trichosurus vulpecula (common brushtail) is the source of this 913-nucleotide messenger RNA. RefSeq names its product mal, T cell differentiation protein like (gene MALL). The transcript is spliced from 4 exons. The record is from RefSeq and is a predicted model, not a curated record. Gene Ontology annotation, biological process: myelination. Gene Ontology annotation, cellular component: membrane. Lineage: Eukaryota; Metazoa; Chordata; Mammalia; Diprotodontia; Phalangeridae. Bases 38 to 505 code for a protein of 155 amino acids. Gene Ontology annotation, molecular function: structural constituent of myelin sheath.